AUGUUGGGUCUUCCCUUGUCAGAACCUGGAUGCCAAACACGAGAAAAAAAGGGAAUUUGUUAUUUUGCUGAGUCAGAGAAGCUGAAGGUUUUUGGUUUCCUCCUACAUCUGUUUGAACUUGAGUCUAGUUCAAGUCAGGUUGCAAUGAAGUGUUUCCUAUUUUACUUUGGAGAGAAGAAGGAUGGUCCUAAGAGAUUGCAGUCGAUAUCGGGUCGGUCCAACAGUUCUACUUAUGUCGAGGCUGAGAUGAGAAGAUCCGGUUCUGAAUUGAACUCUAUGGAUGCCUCAGACACCAGCACAGACUCCCUUAGGAGAAGUGCAUUUCCCAGUUUGUCGCAGAGACCCAGCAACCUCAGAGUAUUUUCUGUAUCCGAACUAAGAACAGCCACAAGGAGUUUUAGUCGCUCUGUAAUGCUUGGAGAGGGUGGGUUUGGGUGUGUCUACAAGGGGUUGAUGAAGAGUGUAGAUGAUCCUUCCACAAGAAUUGAAGUUGCAGUUAAACAACUUGGCAGAAGAGGAAUUCAGGCAUAA
Messenger RNA from Sphenostylis stenocarpa, 531 nucleotides. Lineage: Eukaryota; Viridiplantae; Streptophyta; Magnoliopsida; Fabales; Fabaceae. The record is from the annotation of a GenBank genome assembly.